UAUAAGGAAAAAACAACUGUAUCGCAUACUUCAAAUCCACAACAGAAAAAAUAUAUAUAUCUAGCGACCUUCUUUACCGGAAUCCUCUGUCACUAGGCCGCAGAUUUUACCUUUGUUACCGGAAGUGAUUUUUUUUAAAAAAAAUAUCUGCUUAGUUAAAUAUAUAAAGUAAUGUUAUAUACACGAUCAUUUUAACGUGUUUAAAUGAACUUCAAGGUCAAGUAAGCGGCACCAAAAAAUUAUUUAUGAAUUACGAACAACCAACCGCACAAAAAGCGGAAAAACUACAUAUCCCAGAGUCCCGUUCGGAAAAAAAACACAAAUUUGACACGCGCAUGCUCAGUUUAUGGUUGUUGUCAAGCGGUGGUUAUGGAGAUGAAGGAAAAUAGGUUGCCAAAAGCACGGGAUAAAAAAUAAAUUAUUCUAAGUGUAAUAGUUUUUUUUAUUUCAAUGAGUUUAUUAAUAUGAUGAGUUCUACAAAUUAAACCCAUAUAGCUUUAUGUAGAUUGUAAACUAUUUGAAAGUGAGUUCGCAAACUGUACAUUUUAACGCUUCUUUUACCUUAUUGUUUCGGUGACUUAUAUUUAUAUUUUGACAACAUUGCAUCGCGGGAAAAACAAAACAUGGAAUCGACUCUUAUAUCCCGGUUUUGAAGGGAUGUCUGUCCAGCUGUUGUGAAAGAGAAGAGGAGGUAUCUCUUUAUACAGCUGCCUGAUUUUAAUGAGGUUGAAAAGGCAAGAGGUGAGUGAAGAGCCAAGCAUUGCAGAAUGCCUCACAAGAUAGGGUUUGCAGUGGUCAGCUCCUCUGGAAAUGAGGAUGGCUACAGUGCCAAUGAGCUGAUGGUUCAUGCACCUACUGUCAAUGGAUGGAGAUCUACCAGGUCUUGCUUGUAUCCCCAAGUAAUUAUCCUUCAGCUGGUGGAACGUUGCCACAUUCGGAAACUCCAGUUACUGGCUCACCAGUACAUGAUCUCUGCUAAAAUCGAGUUCUACGUCAGUGACAGCUUGCCAGAGUACUUUUCACCCAAUCAGUCAGACAGGUUCCAAAGACUUGGGUAUGUAUCAUUAUCAGACAAUGAAAAGACAGGUUUUAAAGCUCGUGAAUUGAAGUCUGUCCAUGUAGAUGCCAUGGGACAAUACCUGAAACUCAUCUUCCAUAAAAACCACGUGAACCGCUACAACCUGUACAAUCAGGUUGCUUUGGUUGCAAUAAAUGUUCUCGGAGAUGCUGUGGAUGGCGAAAUGGCGAGCACUCCCACAAAAGAGCAGCUGAUUGAACACUACCUUCACAACACUCACGAGGAUUCUGCUCUGGAUGGAACCUAUCUAGGUAAACUGGACUCGAUAUCCCCUCUGGAUGACCUGGCGUUUGAUAUGUAUCAGGACCCGGAAGUGGCUCAGAUAAUCCGCCAGCUGGACGAGAAAAAGCAAGACGCAGUUCGACUGGAGCGCUACGACCUUGCCAAGAAACUCAAACAGGCUAUAGCUGACUUACAAAAGGUUGGGGAACGCUUGGGUCGGUACGAGGUGGAGAAACGCUGUGCUGUUGAGAAGGAGGACUAUGAUGUAGCCAAACUGAAGAAACAGCAGAUGGACGAGUAUCGGCGGAAGGUGUAUCUGGAGAUUGAGCUACACAACCUGCUUGAUAUGGGUCUGAUUCAGAGAACAGAAGAAUUCCCCUUGGAGCCACUGGGUUACUCUGGCAGUCCUCGGCAGCCGAAGCCGAAAGAGUCAUCAAAGCACAAACAAGGGAAGAGCAUUGAAAAAGCUCCCAAAUCUGAACCAGAGCGUGUCUCUCCAAACCCUACACCUCCACAGCGCACCCCAACCCCUCCACCCACUCCCCAAGCACAGCCUCUGAUACCCAAGAUCAAUAUUGAUGCCCUUCCGUACGACGAGAGACCCCUACCUGCUCUGCGCAAACAGAUGGGAGAGACUCAGAACCAGCUGCCAGAGCCGGAACCCCCAGAGUCUGCCAUAACUGCAAGGAGCACGGGCAUCACCGGAGAGCCGGAGCCCCUGACGGAGAAGGCUGUGAGGGAGGCCAGCUUCCCCAUCGAAGUGUACGGAGAGGGCUUGGUUGCAGGAGCCUACUCUAAGACCUGGUCUUACCGGGAGGAUGCCCUGCUGGCAAUCUAUAAGAAGCUGAUGGAGGUCCCAGCUGGAACUUCGAAAGAUGACCUGAAGACCAUGAUGCGAGCUGCCGUUUUUCUUGUACGGAAAGCCCUAGUGGACAAGGUUGCAUCUGUAUUCCAAGCCUCCCUGAAGCUUUUGAAGAUGAUAAUUACCCAGUACAUUCCUAAACACAAACUGGGUAAAGUGGAGACCAGUCACUGUGUGGAGAGGACCCUACCCAACCUGAUUGCCAAGACUGGAGACUCUACCACCCGGCUUCGCAUUGUGGCUACAGAUUUCAUCCAGGAGAUGGCGCUGUUUAAAGAGGUCAGGCCGCUACAGGCCAUCCCUGCUGAGCUGGUAAAGCCUCUGAAGCCCAACACCCCGACUCGGCUAGCCCUGAGCCAGCUGGAGCUGCUGGAACGCCUGCUGAAAGACCUGGGCACUGACAACUCCGGCUUCACCGCGGACAACGUAAUGCAGUUUGCGAUGGGGGCUCUAGAGCACAGUGCGUCAGAAGUGCGCGACACAGCGGUGAGAAUAAUCCAGAUCAUGUACCGGAAAAACAAGAGCACUGUCCUGGAAUACCUCCCUCCAGACGACGCCAACACCCGCAGAAACAUCCUCUACAAAAACAUGUUCGAUGGGUUUGCAAAGAUAGACGGUCGACCGACUGAGACGCAGGUGAAAACGCAGAAGAAGGCUGCCACACAGGAGGCAGAGAAACAGAAGAAGGAAGAGAUUCGAGCCCUUCAGGAACAGCUGGCUGCCCUGCAGGAGAUCCAGGCAGAGCAAGUGAGCAAGGGGAAGGAGCGGGACACCCACAAGCCCAGUAAAGCAGCAGGGAAGAAGGCUCCUCUUGUCCCACCCCCUGACAUUGGGGAUGACCAGUCUUCCGUUGCAAAUUAUUUAGAUAACCUCUGUAUAUUUUGUGGAGAGAAAGACGACUCGUUUAAUGAGGAAGGUCUGGAUCUUCAUUACUGGAAGAACUGUCCCAUGCUGAGGCGCUGUGAACACUGCAGACAGGUAGUGGAGAUAGCCAGCCUGAUGGAUCACUUACUGACAGAGUGUGAUAAGAAGGACAGCUUUGGGAAGUGUCCACGCUGCACUGAAGCCAUUCCCAAAGAACAGCUGACUGAACACGUCAGAGCUAAAGCAUGCACCCCUGCAAAAUCGGAUAAAGUAGCCAACCACUGUCCGCUGUGCCACGAGAACUUCGCACCAGGAGAAGAGUCUUGGAAAUCUCACCUGAUGGGGAAGGAAAGCUGUAAAAUGAACCAGCGCAGGAUGCAGAGAACACAGCAGAUGCAGCAAGGAAAGACGGGAGGUCUGUCUGUGACAAAACCAGGGGUGAAGGGUCGAUCCCCAUCUAUUGUGACCAAGAUCCCAGCCCCUAAAACCGGACUCAACAAAACAAGCAGCAGGAUCCCGGCCAAGCGAUGACCCCGUGCUGCUAACACCCUCGCCACACAGUGCAGACAAUGUGUAUUUACUUCUUCCUAGGAUGACGUCAGAAACAUAGUAUGUGUCAGGACCUCGUUUGAUACAGUUUUCCCUAUACAAUAUAUUGAUUCAUAAGAACCCAUUUGUACGGCAUUGUGUCUGUAGAUUCUGUUUAUAGGAGUGCUUCGCAGUUUCUUAUAAUUAGUGUCUUUUGUGAUCCCUGCAAGAAAGAAUAAGCUGUUUGGCAUAGACUUCUUGCUUCUUUUCUGACGUUCGUCUGUAUUCUACUGCUGUAGAUGCUGUGGUAUUUUCUUAUUACAAAUAGAUAUUAUAUUUUUAUAUAUAUAUAUAUAUAUAUAUUUUAGAUAGAUAAGUACAGACACUACAGUAUGUACGGUGCACAAAACAUUUAAAAUAUUGACAAAAUGGAUAGUCAAUUUUAGACUAUGUAAGAAGCAAUACUGUAGAUAUAAAAGACAUAAUAACAGGAUGUAUUAGGCAGCCUUCAAUUCUUAUGCACACUAUAGUUGAAAAGACAAGUACAUAAAUGUUCAGUUUUAAAAUCACUGUAUCAUCUUUACAAUGUGCCUAUUGAUGUAAGUUUUAAACUGCUUCAUUGAAACACUGGGCUUUUGCCAAACUUGUUUGCCUUAUAUUGUAAAAAAAUAAUGGCAUCUUAGCUGUGUGUUGUGUGUGUUUUAUUUUUUUUUAAUCUAAUUUAAAAAAGACUAAAAAUGAACUGUUACGAACAAGUAAAACGUGACCCAAUGAAAUCUAAAAUGAGGUUUUAAUAAAUGUUUUACUCAGCAAGGGUUAGCGUUCAAGAGCAGAUAGUAUACUGGUGUAUAGUUGCAUCCGUUACAUAAUACAGUGUGGCUGUGUAAAGGGAAGUCUUGAUGUGCUCAAACCUCAGGAAGCAUGCUAUACAUUUUAAUCAU
Acipenser ruthenus (sterlet) is the source of this 4495-nucleotide messenger RNA. Its product is annotated as centrosomal protein of 104 kDa. The coding region runs from base 768 to 3557 and encodes 929 amino acids. Lineage: Eukaryota; Metazoa; Chordata; Actinopteri; Acipenseriformes; Acipenseridae. The transcript has 23 exons. The record is from RefSeq and is a predicted model, not a curated record. Gene Ontology annotation, cellular component: cilium.